AUGGACGAAUUAGAACACCGUCGUAUUGCAUGCCUAUUGGAUGACAUAAGUGACGAGGAAUUGUGGGGUGGUACAUCUUUCACUGACGAAUGUUCACCCGAUGAACAUUUUGAUGUAUUAGAAACUUCGAACACCGAACAAUCAGGAGAAUCGACCGAUGAUGAGAUUCACAAUGAUAUUCAACAAACACUAUCAGCAGAUUGCGAAUCUUAUCAUGAAUCUGACGAUGAAAUUCCACUGAGUAUGCGUGUAGGGUGUUUUUAUGGAAAAGAUGGGACAAAAUGGAAUCGUCGUAAGCCAAAUCUGAGAACAAAAAAUCCAAGUUACAAUAAGAUAACUGAAAAAAAAGGUGUGACUAAUUUGGCAAAAAAUGCAAAAACUGAAAUUGACGCGUGGUAUAUUUUUUUUACGGGUCCUAUGAUUGAACAUAUAGUGUUCUGUACAAAUAUAUAUAUCGAUAAAAUUAAGUCAAAUUUUACCAGAGAAAGAGAUGUAGCUCAUACAACCACACGGGAAAUAAAAGAUUUACUUGGUUGCUUGUACAUGAUUGGUGCAAUAAAAUGUGGUCAUAGAAAUGCUCGGGAUUUGUGGAAAUUAGAUGGAGUAGGUGUAGAUAUUGUAUCAUGUGUUAUGUCAGAAAAACGGUUUGAAUUUUUAUUGCGAUAUAUACGUUUUGAUGACAUAAGAAGACGCGAAGAAAGAAAAAAGUUUGAUAAAAUAACCCAUGUGCGAUGGUUAUUUGAAAGUUUUAUACUACAGUGUAAACAGUCAUAUAGUUUAUCCGAGUUUGUCACUAUAGACGAAAAACUCCAAGCCUUUCGUGGUCGAUGUUCUUUUAGGCAUAUUGAUAACAGUCCGAAAAAUGUUGUUCAUCGUUUGAUACAACCUAUUAGGAAUACAGGAAGAAACGUGACAAUCGAUAACUGGUUUACUAGUGUUCCGCUCGCAGAUGAAUUACUGAAUCAAAAACUCACCUUACUUGGUACUUUUAGGAAAAAUAAAACUCAAAUACCACAGGAAUUUAAAAUCACGAAAAAUCGCCCUGUAUUUAGUUCUUAUUUUGGAUUUAGUGGAAAAAAAGUUCUAGUUUCAUACAAACCUAAAAAUAACAAAAUAGUAUUACUAUUAUCCACAAUGCACAAUGAUAAUUCAAUCGACAGUAGUACAGGAGCGGCAAAAAAACCAAACAUGAUAACGAUGUAUAAUGCAACGAAAGGCUCUGUGGAUACAAUGGAUAAGAAAACCGAGAAUUACACUGUUGCACGGCGGUGUAUACGUUGGUCAUUAAUAGUUUUUUAUUCAAUGCUAAACAUCGGUGGACUAAGCGCACAAAUUAUUUUCCAAGAAAAUACUUCAAUAAGAAAAACAAGACUUGUAUUUUUGAAGACAUUAGCUCGUCAACUAAUGCAAGAACAAAUGGAAUAUCGUUUGACACUGGAUUGUUUGCCAAAACAAAUAAAAUUAAGACUAAAUGAAUACUGCAACAUAACAAGACCUAACGUGGGGGAAAUACAACGUGUACGAGCUUCUGGAAGAUGUACUUUUUGUGACCGCUCAAAAGAUCGUAAGGCUACAAAAGUAUGUACUAAUUGCGCAAGACUCAUUUGCAGAGACCAUAUAAUAGAGACUUGCCCUGACUGCUUUGAAGCUUCAUAG
Messenger RNA from Metopolophium dirhodum (rose-grain aphid), 1656 nucleotides. RefSeq lists its product as uncharacterized. The coding region runs from base 1 to 1656 and encodes 551 amino acids. The record is from RefSeq and is a predicted model, not a curated record. The transcript has 3 exons. Lineage: Eukaryota; Metazoa; Arthropoda; Insecta; Hemiptera; Aphididae.